GGAGGUGCCGGUGCAGGCGGGGGGUGAGGGCAGUCCACUGUCUCUCUGCCAUUUGAUCAGACUGGAGCUUUGAAGAUCAGUGAGCUUACAGCCGGGCCUCUCUGGGACACUGCCGAGGUCUAUGGGAUAUUGGGGAUGUGCAUUGGAUCUGCAGCUGGAUGGGAAUCCUUCCUUGGUGGAGCAAACUUAGCUGGAUACCAGGAUCUGUGCCCAGAAAUGGAGCAGUAGAGGGGCUGGCAGCCGAGUAGCUUCUGGAGGUCAAACCCUGUUAUCAGAACGUGGACUGGUCCAUUUUAUGAACCAUGACGUUGUGUGUGCUUCAUGCUGGCAUGGUGCUAGUAAUGGCGUCAUUGGGCUAUGCAGUUAGCUUCCCUGAAGACGAUGAGCCUAUCAACAUCGUAGAUUAUCACUAUUCAAGGCAAUAUCCUGUAUUUAAAGGACGCCCUUCAGGCAAUGAAUCACAGCACAGCUUGGACUUUCAACUCAUGUUAAAAAUUCGAGACACACUUUAUGUUGCUGGAAGAGAUCAAGUUUAUGCAGUAAAUUUAAAUGAGGUGCACAAGACUGAAGUAACACCAAGCAGAAAGUUGACAUGGAGAUCGGGUCAAGCAGACCGUAAGAAUUGUGCAAUGAAAGGCAAACACAAGGAUGAAUGCCAUAACUACAUCAAGGUUUUUGUUCCACGAAAUGAUGAGUUGGUCUUUGUCUGUGGCACAAAUGCUUUCAAUCCCAUGUGUAGAUACUACAGGUUAAGCACUUUGGAAUAUGAUGGGGAAGAAAUAAGUGGAUUGGCCAGAUGCCCAUUUGAUGCCAGACAGACCAACGUAGCCCUUUUUGCUAAUGAGAAGUUAUACUCUGCCACCAUGGCUGACUUCCAAGCCAGUGAUGCUGUAAUCUAUCGGAGCAUGGGGGAUGGAUUUGCUCUGAGGACAAUUAAAUAUGACUCCAAGUGGCUAAAAGAGCCGCAUUUUCUGCAUGCAAUAGAGUACGGCAACUACAUCUACUUCUUUUUCCGAGAGAUUGCUGUGGAGCAUAAUAAUUUAGGCAAGGCUGUACAUUCCCGUGUAGCACGCAUAUGCAAAAAUGACUUAGGAGGGUCGCAAAGGGUCCUUGAAAAACAUUGGACUUCAUUCGUAAAGGCAAGACUCAACUGUUCUGUUCCGGGGGAUUCUUUUUUCUACUUUGAUGUUCUGCAGUCUAUAACAGACAUAAUAGAAAUCAAUGGAAUUCCCACUGUUGUUGGAGUGUUUACUACACAGCUAAAUAGCAUACCAGGUUCAGCGGUUUGCGCUUUUACUAUGGAUGACAUAGGGAAAGUAUUCAGAGGAAGGUUUAAAGAACAAAAGACGCCAGACUCUGUUUGGACAGCUGUACCUGAAGAUAAAGUACCCAAACCAAGACCAGGCUGCUGUGCAGGACAUGGUCCUGGUGCAGGUUUCAAGUCAUCCACUGAAUUUCCAGAUGAAACCCUGGCCUUUAUAAAGUCCCAUCCUUUGAUGGAUUCUGCAACCCCCUCUAUUGUCGAAGAGCCUUGGUUCACGAAAACCCGCGUCAGGUAUAGAUUGACAGCUGUAGCAGUGGACCACCUUGCUGGACCUUACCUUAAUUACACAGUCAUAUUUGUAGGCUCUGAAGCUGGCAUUGUGCUAAAGAUCUUGGCUAAGACUAAUCCAUUUUCCCUGAAUGACAGUGUAUUACUGGAAGAAAUUGAUGCGUACAACCGUGCAAAGUGUUAUGGGGACAGUGAUGAGGACCGAAGAGUCUUAUCCUUGCAGAUGGACAAAGAUCACCAUGCCUUAUUUGUGGCCUUUUCAAGUUGCAUUAUUAGGGUCCCACUGAGUCGUUGUGAGCGAUAUGGCUCAUGCAAAAAGUCUUGUAUUGGUUCGAGAGAUCCUUACUGCGCUUGGCUAAACCACGAAACCUGCGGCAGAGUCAAGCCUGGCAUGUUCUUUGGAUAUGAACAGGAUGUGGAGCAUGGCAACACGGCGCAGCUUGGCGAUUGCCAUGAAAAAAUGUCUACUACAACUACACCAGAUUACAAAAUAUUUGGCGAUCCAACAUCUGACAUUGAAGCACCUUCCACUUCUGUAACCACAAUGACAAGUAGUCCGUUCAUUCUUCCUAAAGUGAUUGGUUCCUGGAAACCCAGAAUGACUGGUUCUCGGAAAUUUGUGUAUGAAGACCCAAACUCCUCUGAUUACAUUGAUACAUUAACAGGUGUCCCAAAUGGUGUAAGAUGGGAAGUACAGUCUGGAGAAUCUAACCAAAUGGUCCAUAUGAAUGUUCUGAUCACUUGUGUCCUCGCUGCAUUUGUUCUUGGAGCAUUUAUUGCAGGAAUGGUUGUCUACUGUUACCGGGAAAUGUUUGCACGGAAAUCCAGGAAGAUACACAAAGAUGCAGAGUCUGCUCAAUCCUGUACAGACUCAAGUGGAAGUUUUGCCAAACUGAAUGGGUUGUUUGACAGCCCAAUUAAAGAAUAUCAGCAAAGCAUUGAUUCACCUAAACAUUAUACAAAUAUACUGACUAGUAGGAAAGAUUUACCACCGAAUGGUGAUACAAAGUCUAUUAUGAUAGACAGCCAAGGACAACCACCAGAACUAGCUGCACUUCCGACUCCUGAAUCUACUCCUGUGCUUCAGCAGAAGAGCUUACAGCCCAUCAAAAAUCAGUGGGAAAAGGCACAAAAUAACUUAAACAUUUCACGUAAAGAGACUACUCUUAAAAGUCCACAGUUUUUUCCUUCCAGUCCUCCUCCACACUCACCUUUAGCUCAUGGACAAAUCCCAAGUGCAGUUGUUCUUCCAAAUGCCACUCAUGAUUAUAAUACAUCAUUUUCUAAUUCAAAUGCACACAAAUCAGAUAAAAAACUCCACAAUAUUGAGCAUUCUUUGGUAAAGCAGCCUAGUAAAAGAGAUCGACGCUCAGUGGAUUCUAGAAACACGCUGAAUGACUUUUUAAAACACCUCAAUGAAUCCCAAGGAAAUUCAAAAGCUAUGAUGGCAGAUAUUCAAGUCGCUCAUCAAAAUUCCCAUCAGCCUCCACAUCAAACGCUAAUGCUUGAUACAAUGGGGAAUAUGUCUGAAAUACCACCUAAAGUUCCAAAUAGGGAAGCAUCCUUAUAUUCCCCCACCUCAACUCUUCCAAGAAAUAGCCCAACAAAACGGGUGGAUGUGCCUUCCACCCCAAAUGGGCAAAUUACAUCUCUAGAAUCACAAAGAAGUUAUCAAAAAAACUCUUCACAGAGGCAUUCAAUAUCAGCAAUGCCUAAGACUAUGAACUCACCAAAUGGUGUUUUGAUUUCAAGACAGUCCAGUGUUAAUAGAGGUUAUAUGCCUCCAAGUCCUAACCCAAGGAUGGACUACAUCCAAGGAACACCUGUUAUUGUUCAUCAACAGACUUCUUUAUCACGGCAAAGCAGUUAUACAGGACAUGGAACUCUCCCUCGUAUGGGAAUAAAGAGGACACCAUCUCUAAAACCUGAUGUGCCACCAAAACCCUCAUUUUCUCAGCAAAAUACAUCAGUUAGACAGCUAAAUAAAUAUAGCUACUGAGAUCUGUCAUCUUGGUUAAAAUGUGUAUGGUGAUAAGGCAUACGUUAUAAAAGGACCUUUCAGGCAGAGACAUGCUUGCCGAAUUAGUCCCUAAGUGGCCAAAGAAGCUGUCUUUAGUUUGGCAACCUAGAGUUGUGCCAAACACAGGAACUUCAGAACAAGCUUGAGAGGAACAAAACAAAGGAAAGUGCUGGUCAUUUUGCUUCUUUUGUUUGGAGAAAUGUGGACAUGUAGCACAGUGGGAGCUACUUCCGUUAUUGAUACAGUACCAAGUUUUAAAGAUAUACUUGAAAAACAGGAUUUCAUUUUAAACUGCCACUGUGUGUAGCCAUCCCAUUAAAUGUGAACAUAUUAAGAUGUAUGCAUUUACCUUGCCUCUUGCACAAGUUUCACAAAAAGUGUCCCAGUGAGUGUUUGCAUUUUAGGCCAUUUCACUUCUGUUGUCUCAAGCCUAAAAUAUAUUCUAACUCUUCAGUGGCACCACAGUGUGUGCCACAAAUGAUUUGGCUAUGUGCGUGUGCAUAAAUGUUUCACACACACAAACACAUGCACGUUAAGAUCCUCAUUGCGAUUUCUAUGCCUUUGAACUGUUUACAUUGAGCAUGUCUGAACAAACAGUUUAUUUCCUUCCACAGGUAUUCUGCUGGCUGUGCAACUGGGGGCAUCAGUUAUCUCCCCUCCUUGCCUUCCAGAUAAUUAACUUGGCUGAACAUGGUACCUCGUGCAAGAAUGUAAACAUUUCUUAGAACUGUUAUGCUGCUAUAUAAACAAUAUUGUAGAAUUCACUGGAUGUCAUGUGGCGAGUCUAUGUCCAUGCUUGUUCCUUCUUGGUAUUGGGUGGUCCUAAGUGAACUGUGGCCGCAGUGUUGAAGAAAGAUCACAAUGGCUAGUGUACUUGCAAGGAAUAAUUUUUAAUAAAGCUUCCACAAAAGAAAUUGUAGGCCAAUGAUGUAGGAUAUAUGUACUGAGGCACCUUAUGUGUAGCAGUGGUGUGUUGCCUUGAGCUGUUCUUACAGAAUCUGGACAUAGAAGGAAGGUAAUAGCAUCAUCAGAAAGUUGAUGAACCCUCAAUGAGAUUGUUGUCCAUGUGAAACCUGCAGUCAUUACUACAGCAAUCUGUCACGUGAAAGUUGUGUUCCCUUUCAGUGUACAAAUCUACCAUGGUUGGGAUUGCUAACGCAAGAAAGCAGUCUAUUUCAACACAUCCAUCUGAAUCCAGCCAUGAGGCCAACAUAUCUCCAGACUCCAUACUGUAUUUGUCAGAGAUAAACUAAGCUACUUACUGUUCAUUAUGAGGGAAAAUUGUUUGCGUGUGUAUAUAUGUUACCAGCCAUCACAAGGGUGGAGUGCUAAUCAAACUCAAUAGACACCUGGUCUAUACUUUUCCAGCAGUGUUUCCUGUCUGUGCAAGUGGCAGAAAUUUCAAUGACCACUAAACUUAUAUGUCAACUUAACCCUUAUGUGACAGCAACUGGUAACAGUUAUAAAUAUCUAUGCAAAAGUUUACAUUGUAUAAACGUAUUGUUUAGCAGAGGGUGUUCAUUAGUAAACUGAGGUAGGGAAAAUAUACCUAAAUAAAAAGUGCCCCCACCCAACCACAGCCUUAUUUUAAAUAUAAGUUUCACUAAUGAAUCACUGUCAACCUCUUACAUGUAUGUCUGUGAAUGUUGCUUAAUACGGUUAUAUAGCCAUUUUUAAAUGUCAGGUUUUGUGAGGUACUAACUCUCCUUGGGGACGUGAGGAGACUUAUAGGCCAUAAAUGCUCCUCUGGAAUUCUGGGAAGAAAGGGAUGCAAAUGAGCUCCUAACAAGCUCCGCCUCUAAUGCCACCAACUGUAAGGUAGUUAUCCUAUAAGUUAAUGUUUGAUCCUUUAAAUAUGCCUUGAAUAUCCAAGGCCUGUUUAAAGGGUUGAACAAUUACUUAUAGGAUAGCUGCCUUACAUCUGGUGGCAUUAGAGGCGGAGCUUGUUAAGGGCUCAUUUGCAUCCCUUUCUUCCCUUAAUUUCAGGUUUAAUGGUCCUUCCAAGGGCUUUUUCAAUGCUGAUUUUCUUCCUAAAGAUCAAAUUUAUGCAGUGGGGAGCCACUUAGAUCGUGUUGUGUUGCUUUGUCUGGUUAAUUUACUGCCAGUCUGACCCAGAUGUGGAGUAAAGGGAAUUUGUCACCAUGAAUAUAUAAAGUAAUCUGCAGGCGGCAUGUUAUAGAGCAGGAGGAGCUGAGCAGAUUGAUAUAUAGGUUUAUGAGAAAAGAUUCAGUAUACACAUGUAGUGAUCCUCAUUUUGACUCUUAAUGUGUUACUUAAACAAUAGCAAGAAAAUGUUGACUUUUUAAAUAGUUUCUGUGUAGUGAUAUCAAGGAGACACGUGAUAUCACAGUCAGGUUUGGAUCUGCUACGUUUGUAACAUAUAUUUUAUUGAUUUAACUUCCUGCUUAUUCUAAGUUUAGGAGUCCAAGUAGGUGGUACUGAAUCAGUGAUCGACAGUCUUUCCUGCAUCAAUGUGCUUACAGAGGUAGCUGUCAGUCAUUGGGUAGGACUGCCCACUGGACACAAACCUAGAAUGAACAUAAAUUUAAAUUAAUAAAAUGCUAAUUUUACUGAAAGUUUUCCUAUAUUUAUAACAUGCUGUAGAAUGAACAGUAUUUUCAAUGUGACAGGUUCCCUUUAAACAAACUGAGAAAUGUAUCAAAACUGGUGUAAAGGAAAACUGGCUUAGCUGUCCAUAGCAACUAAUCAGAUUCCAUCCUUUAUAUUUCACAGCUCCUUUGGAAAAUGAAAGGCUCAAUCUGAUUGGUUGCUAUGGGAAACUAAGCCAGUUUUACUUUACAGCAGUUUUGAUAAAUCCCCCCCCCCCCCCCCAAAGUGUUGACCAAUAUCACUGCCUACUGGCCUGUCAUAAGGCUGUGGAUGUAUUCAUUCUAAAACACCUCCCAACUCUUAAAACCUUAUAGUUCCAAUGUCAAUGCAUGGCUUGUGUUGUAUAAAGAGAGGCAAAAAAGAAAGCAGUAUGGGCCUCUAAAACGUGAACGCAACCUUUCAAACUUCACAGGCUUUGCGUUAUACUUGGCUUCCAAAAUAGAAGUAGAUCAGCGCUAAUAAGCCCAUGUCCACACCGAGCUCAUAAAGUCACAUACAUUUGGUUUUUAGAAGAAGAAACAUAGGGGGAGAUUUGUCAAAACGGGUUUAAAUGAAAAACUGGCUUGGUUGCCCAUAGCAACUUUUUCCAAAGGAGCUCUGAAAAAUGAGAGGUGGAAUCUGAUUGGUUGCUAUGGGCAGCAAAGACAGUUUUCCUUUGCACUACUUUCGAUAAAUCUCCCCCAGGAACUCAUGUAAUACACUCAAUAGACAUUAUAGUUCUUGAUUCUAGAGCAAUAUAGAGGCUUAACACAGCAACACCAUUUCUCCAACUAUUGCUGUUUGAGGUGUGAUUGAUUUCAAGCGAUUGUUGCGAGGGAAGCGUAGCCUCACGAAAAUCGCCUGCUAGCUAGUGGAGGAGACCAAUGCUAUUACAUGCAUGGGGAGGAGCAAUCGUUAUGUCAUCGCUCGUCCCCAUGUUGACUAGUGGUUUGCCGGCGGCAGAUCAUAAUUAGACAGCAUUAUCUGCCGCCGGGAAACAAUAAUUUUUAAGCCGAAUUUUUAACUCCCAUAGAAGUGAAUGAAGCCUUCUGGAAAUUAUAGUUUCAGAAGAGCUGGAGGUUGCUGAUUCCUGUCUUAGCCCAUGGCCACCACUGCCCAGAAGAAAAUAGGAAGUUUAACAGUAGUCCAAUGACAAUAUGCGUAUUUCAUGUGUGAAUGGUUUUAUGGGUCAUGCCGGUAAUGACAAUGUUCUGUAAAUAUAUGUGAGGGUACCUGAAUCUGUGCAUUUUGUGCCUUAUUCAUGAAAAUACAAUUUAUGAUAGUAUUGUAAGUGUCUUCUGUAGAGCACACUAUAUUUUCUGAGUGUCAGAAACAUUUGCGAAAAGCCCUACUGACCUAUAUAUAUAGGAACCAUACUCUGCUUCAGAUCAAUAAGGGAUGAACCCAAUCAAGAAAAUUACAAUUACAGCUAAUGCAACCCUUUCUAGUACCUCUCUGUGACUGAUAUUCAACGCAGAUGUCUUUUUUACCCUCUUAAGAUGCAUUUAAACGUAACGUUUAUUGCACACAUGCAGACUGUUUUGAGACAGACGUUGCAAUCAUUCUAGCGUUACACGAAGGAUGCUACAACUAAAUCAUGUCUAACAAGACUCUAUUUUUUAAACAGAAGGGAAACAAAAUUCAUUCUCUCACUAUUUUUGUUCUAUAAAAUGAAUCUAUAAAAAAAACAUAUGUUAAACCGUAUUUCUGGUGGCCAAAGCUGAGAACUCUAAUUUUUAGAUUUGGGGCAAUAUUUUAAUUUAAUUAAUACCAGUUAUGCAAUCUAUGUCAACGUUGUCACUCUUUUAUUUUCUAAGUGAAAAUGCUGAUGUGUUUUCAUGUGUAAGAUUGUGGUAUGAGCACUAGAAACUGGAUAAGCCAAACCACAAACUGUUAACUUGGAUAACAUUGUACUGCCUUGUAGAUCGUAAUGUGAGUAUUUCUGUUGAUGUUUCUAACAUUCAAUCUAGGCUAAAAGAAAUUAAUUUCAUUUUUUUAAAAGUGCUUUAUCCAUUUGUGCAAAAGGUAAAAGCAGAUUGUAUCUUUUUUAUAUUCGUCCAGCAUAUCAAAGUAAUCUUUGAAAUAAGUUGCUCUAUCCUGUUCUGUAGAGUACUUUAACGUGUAGAUAUCUUGUAAAGUUGUAUUGUGAAUGUGUAAAUAAUUCUGUACUUUUGGGUUUUUAACACCGCAUGUAAAGUUAAAAUAAAAUA
Messenger RNA from Bufo bufo (common toad), 8371 nucleotides. RefSeq names its product semaphorin 6D (gene SEMA6D). NCBI's taxonomy places the organism in Eukaryota, Metazoa, Chordata, Amphibia, Anura, Bufonidae. The coding region runs from base 303 to 3551 and encodes 1082 amino acids. Gene Ontology annotation, biological process: axon guidance; semaphorin-plexin signaling pathway; positive regulation of cell migration. The transcript has 19 exons. The record is from RefSeq and is a predicted model, not a curated record. Gene Ontology annotation, molecular function: chemorepellent activity; semaphorin receptor binding.